Salarias fasciatus (jewelled blenny) is the source of this 6059-nucleotide messenger RNA. RefSeq names its product stereocilin. The record is from RefSeq and is a predicted model, not a curated record. The transcript has 30 exons. Bases 169 to 6018 code for a protein of 1949 amino acids. Gene Ontology annotation, biological process: cell-matrix adhesion. NCBI's taxonomy places the organism in Eukaryota, Metazoa, Chordata, Actinopteri, Blenniiformes, Blenniidae. Gene Ontology annotation, cellular component: kinocilium; stereocilium tip; cell surface.
GAAACAGGUCCGUGUGGAGUGUCUUUACGACUUUAAGGUUAUGGAGAUGCUGAAAGCCACUUAAGAGGACGUCUACAAACAUGACUGGACCGUGACAUUGGGAAAAGGAGAUCAGAGAGAACGAUGUGACACUGGAGUGUCACUCUGCAUUCUGCAUGCUGACAUGAAAUGAAGAUGGCACAGAUAGGGUCAGGGAUUGCGACUCUUAAAUUUGCAAGCUUAAUAGUUUGUGCAAUUCUGUUGGGACAAGGAGCCCCUGAGAAGACAGGCGGUGGUAAGGAAGACCAGAGAGAUGUCAUUUUGAAGGAGAUCAUAUCAAAAUGGAGUAAGGGAGGUGGUUUUAAUUCACAGCGAGCUCCCUCCGGUACAAACAAGGACCAAUCGGUGCCCACAUGGAUGAGGAAUUUUAUGGGGAGCUUAAAAAGUCUUGGGCUGUUUCCCAGCAAGAACCUAGCUUCAUUAAACAAACCGUUUGACAGACACCGUCUCUCCGGCUUCCUCUACAACAUCUCUCUGUACCUUCAGGAGAUGGGCGCCGAGCUGGAGGAGGCGCCGGCGGAUCCAGACGAGGAGCAGCUGUGGGAGAAGGUGCUGCACUUCUUCCUCCAGUCUGAAGGGAACGCUGCCCUGAACCAGUGGAACGGCCGUGUGCCGCCCCGACCCAGUGUCAGGGUGCAGGACUGGUUUCUGUCCCUGAGGGGAAGCCCACACUGGGACUGGUUGCUGGGCCUCCUGCAAAGUCUUAUUACUAUAUCAGAGCGGCAGCCUCACAAGCCGCUUCUCAGUUUCUUAUCACAGAACUGGAGGACCGUCAGUGCCGUGCUGGAGGCUGCACUUCAGGCUCUGGUCAGCGGGACGUAUGGACAGGCCAGUGCCGGCCUACAAGGCUUCAUCUGUGCGCUGAAAGGCCGCAAUGACUGCACGUUCAGUGUCAGCUGGCUUCAGCAGCUGUUGCAGUUCCUUGAAACACGCAACUGGAAGCCUGUGGUCAGCUUGCACCCAGCAGGCGAAGCGGCUGACCACAGUAAAGGCUCCGGCCCACUGGGACGCUUGAAGCCCUUCAGCUUGCCUCCUGAGGCUGUGAAGCAGGACGGUUUGUCUGGAAACGCAUCGACUGAAGGCCUCACGGCUGCAGAGGACGACCCAGACUCCAUGCAGAGCUUUCUGCUGCAGGCUUUAUCACGUUCAGGAGGAGAGCGAGGGGCCCACCUGGCACAGAAGAACCUCGCUCUGGUGCAGGGUUUGGACGGCCUGCGCACAGGCUUUCUGCACAGGGUGGGGAACUCUGUCUACGGUAACCUGAGGAAGAAAGUGUCGCGGGUUACCAUGGCGCUGCUGGAUGACGUGAGCAGUUUGGUGGAUGUGCCUCAGCCCAACGCUCAGGGCAGAUGCUCCAUUGGUGAUUUAAGACAGCUGAUCCUUUGGGGGAUAAGGCAUAACGUGAUGUGGAACACUCAGGCUAUGGGCAUUAACUCUCAGGGCCUCCCAAGCUCCCUCCCAUCCCUGUUCUGCCCCUUCAGUAAAGGAGAUGAGCUAAGAUCAGCCCCCUCUUCACAAAGAAUGCCCACAAAAAAGCAUGUUCUGGAACCACCCUCCACUGUGCCUCGGCGCUUCCAUUUUGGGCGAUCGCAAGCAUCAGGAGAAACCAUCAACCUGGAGAAAGAGAUGGAGUUCUUUUCAACAGAAAUUUUGGAAGCAGCGUGUAAUGAUUCCAUUCCAGGCUUGACAGGUGUCUCCAACUUCACCGUUUUUCUCUACUGUAAGCUAUUUGAAAGUGAGAAUGGGACAAGCAAUCCUGCUGUAGCUCAGAUGGGGCUCGACCUUCACGCUACAUGCUCCGAUGCAGCUUGGUACCUGUCCGCCGCUGAAGAGGACUUUCUUUGGGUCCAUGUCUGCAGUGAGUUUUUUGCCCAUGAAUUCAAUAACACAGUGUGUGCCAACUCAUCUUUCUGGCUGGAGAGAGCACAUCAGGCUUCGGUUACAAAGGAUUAUCACUUUCCUAACCACACAAGUAUAGAUGACCUGUGUGUGCAGCUCUCCAGUGAGCUGAUACUGAGUCCAGGACUCAGUGAGAACUGUCUGGCUCAGUUGGGCAGCAGGUCACUCAGUGCCCAAGCAUUCAGACACUGCUUCCUACCCAACAACUCAGUCUUGAUCUCAUCUCUGUGUGGAAGAGACUCCCCUGACUCCCAGCAGUCCUUGCCGGAGGGCAGCUGGGCUGCAGCAUACUGCUCUAAGAUGCACAACGCCUCCUACGACAACGACGCAGUCGAGAAUUGUCACUUCAGGGAGUGGACUGUUGAUCAAUUCACCAACUCAACCCUGCUGGAGCUCUGCCGACAGACACAUGGAUUCAGGGAGUACAUAUGUCUGAACGCCACGCUCUACCGUCACCUGUUAAGAAUAAAGCCUCAGUUUGCUGAUGCCUGUGGUGACCUGCAGGCAGAGCAGGAGGCUCGAAAGUGCUUCCUGCAGAGGUUCUUUGACAUGCUCCCUGCGCCGUAUGAGUUUGACACAUCGCAGUUGUGUGUGGAUCCGGCGCCAAUGCUGGUAGAAGUUCUGCACAAGAUGAGUGUGUGUGAAGUUGAAGGAGGGGAGCGUGAACAUUAUUUGGUGGCGCUGGGGUACGUGUUGCGGGUGUUGGACUUCAUGGUGGGCCUUUCUUCAGGGCUGGAUGAGGGCGAAAGAGAGGCAAGACAAGGCCUGGGACAGGCCAUCCUGCUCUCCAGCCUGCUGGACAACACGUCCUGGGCUGCGCUGCAGCCGGAAGCCUCCACAAGUGUCCUUCACACAGUGGGAGUCUUUCUGCGCAGAGAGCAGAACGCCACUUUAAAAGAGGACCUGCUGAGCUGCUUCAGUCCCGUCCUGUGGGACCUCAUCCAGCGGGAUGAUAAUUCCUCUGCUCUCAGGGUAUUGCUGCAGGAGUACCUCCAGAUGCCACGAGACAGUAUUCGUACCCUGGUGAUGUCUGCUGAAAAAGAUGCAGUGAAAAGAUUUCUGUCUCACAUGCAUCAGAGCUGGGACCAGCUUCAAGUCGAAACCAGCCAGGCUUCACAAAAAGAGCUGCAGGCCAUGGAAACAAUGACUGCUGCUUUCAUCCAUAAGUUCCCGCGAGUGACACCGGAGCUCUUUGUGGACCUUUCUCAGUUCAUCCCCUUCAUGUCUGUCUCUGACAUUAUGAAUUUCCCAACCUCUCUGAUUGUCAACGACAGUGUCUUGAUGGCCAUUCGUGACCACAGUUCAGGGAUGAAGUCGCUGCAGAAAAAAGCCUUUGUACAGAGGCUCCUCCAGUCCAGUGUGGUGGGUGAUGUUUCAACAUGGCCGUCAUACUUCCUCACCUCCAUCCUCCCUCUCUUGCCGUAUCUACCAGUCAGUCACUUUCAGCGACUGACAGCACAGCAGCUUACCCCUGUGGUGGAGUUGCUGGGCAAUGGCAGCCUGGAUGGUGUGAGGGGACGCCAUGUGCUCCGGACCCUCUUCAGUAAGAAGAAUCUUACCAGUGAUGACGUCCUGAGAUUAGGAGUCCUUGCAUGCUACCUGGAGCCAGCAGACCUGGGCUCAUACCUCCAGGACCAAGCUGUGUCCGCUGCCCUCUGGCAGCAGCUGUCUCAGUGCCUGGAUAAAGGACUCAUCAGCGCCAGCGGCAGGCUGUCAUCUUGGCUGAUUCCAGCAGUUCAGACGCUGAAUGUGAGCAGCCUGGCUCCUCCAGAGCUGUCUGCCCUCGGUGGUCUGCUGCUCCAGUUGGGAUCGUCCUUCCUGCUGUCUCUCCCCACUCAACGACUCCUUGAAGUCCUGUCCCAGCCGGGGCUGCACUCGUUCUCUUCAGCACAGGCUUUUCAAAUUCUCUCCAAGAUUUCAAAGGAAACCAAUCUCACCAUGGACACGCUGUGCCGACUGAAGCCGUUACACUCGGGCCUGUCCCCCACUGUGCUCAGAGACCUCCAGUGGUCUGAGAUCAGCGCAGCAGAACACUGCCGGUGCUGGAGGACGCUGCUAACUGAGCUUAAGCCUGGCCACAGAGCCAUGCUAUACAAUGCAAUGCAGGAGGCUCUCCAGAGCGACGUGAUGAACAUCUCUAAACAGGUAAACUGUCUUUUGCCAUUUGUCCCUCUGAGGAAACUGAUACAGGCUGCGAACGGCAAAACCAUUUUAAGGGACAUCGACGUGUACGGACGCAUACACUGGUCUCCACAGCAGGCUCAGCUGUUGUUUAACAGGGUCCACAAAUUUAAAAACAUUACCGGCCAAUCAGUGAGGGAUCUGGGCCGUAUUGCUGGUGGAAUGACUUGUGACUUUUUGAGGCUGUGGAGUAAUGAUACAGAUUUCUCAGAGAUGCUUCAGUUUGUUAGCGAGCUGCCUGGAAGCACAAGACCUGCUCUGCGGAAAUGUAUUGUGGAAGAACUGAGGAAGCAGCCUGCGCUCAACAUCACUGCUUUGAGUCCUGGGUUUGCUGCAACUUUGCCAGUGACGAUGAUAGAGAACCUCUCUAAUGCCUCCUUUACAGCUGUCCUAGACCACAUUCAAACUCACUUCACUGAUUUCCUCAAACUGCCACAUUACAAACAGACUAAUUUAGCUGAGAGGACCGUCGCCGAGCAGGGAUCCCGUCUGGCUGAAGGCCUGAUUGACGGCGCCCUUCUGGACGCCCUGGGGCCUCUGCUGCCUUUCUUGGACCGCGACAGUUUGGCUUUGGUUGACAGAGGGGCUCUCGCUCUGCGUCUGGAGGAGAUGAGAAGUUUCUGUCUUCCUAAAAAGGCUCUGAGAGAUAUUAGUGCCCUGCUCACGGAGAAAGACCUUCUUGGCGAACCAUCCAAAUGGCAAGUCGGGGAUGUUGAACAUUUGGGCAGACUGGUGUUUGUGCUUUCAACAAAGCAGAUUAACUCCAUCCCACUGGCGGUGUUGAAUAAAGACAUCGUGGAGCAGGUCCUGGUGGGUCAAAGGCGCUGGGAGGACAGCCUCGUCGGUGGAGUGUGUGUUGCUCGGUGUGUGGACCAGCUUCGCCAGAGACAGCAGACUCAGAGUCUGCUUCGAGGGAUCGUCAAAGCACGCCACAGGAGGGCAAAGAUGCCAGUUCCGAGCUGUGCGGACAUUCGAGGGACGUUUCCUUCGGCGUGGGCAUCCACGCAGCUCAGCCGGAUGUCGGAGGAGGAGCUGAAGCAGUGUGUGGAGGUGUUCGGUCAGGACUCCUCUCUGAUCUCUGAGCAGCGCCGGUCGCUGUGGGUGAAACUCAGGCCGUCCUUCAGUCCAGUCAGAGAGCUGGGAGCAGACCGCCUGCUGGCUCUGGGCUCGCUGGUCACUGAAAUGGGAGAGCGAGAGCUGCAGGACGCCAACCUGACUGAUCCUGGCGUGUUGGCACAUCUGGGCGCUCUGACUGGCUGGAGCCACAGGAGGAUGAGAGCGGCGAUUUUAAGUGUGAUGCGGAAACAAAAACUGAGAGUAGAGCAGUUGUCGCCUGUUCAUCUGGCAACAUUUGGACACCUGAUCUGUGGUUUUUAUCCCUCAGAAAUCAAAAGACUGAGUCCUUACAACCUCAGCGUGGCCGUCCAGUUCCUGCGGGAGACGGUCCUGCCGUGCACGGAACAGCAGAUGGAGGCGCUGACAAGCUGUUUGUCUAGACUGGAGGCCUUUGGUCCAGUCAGCGCUUGGGGACCAGAAGUUUUCACUGAAAUUGGGACGAUGGCAGCGGGCCUGCCGGACAUGGCACUGUCAGCUCUGCUGCAAGAACAAGUGGAGGGAAUCAUCCCCGCAGCUCUCGCCCUGAUGGCGCCAAAAAAGAUGGCCGUGGUGUUUAGUGCGGUUCAGUUGUCGUGGCUCAGCGCGGAGCAGGCGUGGGCUGUCACCGAGGAGCAGUGGGCAGAGCUGGACACUGAACAGAGACACGCUGUAGGACUAGCACGAUAUGAGGGAGACGUCCUGCUGGAGCUGAGGGGGAGGAAUUGGGCUCCAGCAGCCCUGAACACAGGCACGCUCACUUUAUGCUCGCUGGCUCUGUGCCUCUCGUUAUGGCAACCAAUUUAAAACGCUGGAACAGCAUUUAAUUGUCCCUUCGACCUCCCUUG